This is a messenger RNA of Penicillium waksmanii, 1206 nucleotides long. Its product is annotated as Stk19 family serine/threonine-protein kinase. Bases 1 to 1206 code for a protein of 401 amino acids. The transcript has a single exon. Gene Ontology annotation, biological process: protein phosphorylation; positive regulation of Ras protein signal transduction. The record is from RefSeq and is a predicted model, not a curated record. NCBI's taxonomy places the organism in Eukaryota, Fungi, Ascomycota, Eurotiomycetes, Eurotiales, Aspergillaceae. Gene Ontology annotation, molecular function: protein serine/threonine kinase activity.
AUGCCCUUGCGUCUCACCUCAGCCCCAGUCUCCGGUGUCAAGAAACGCAAGCCAGCCGUCCGCAAGCCUCAGGCCUCCCCGUUUGCCGCCCAUGCCCGACGCAAACCAAACUCCGCCGCAGCGAGUGGCGUGAAGCGGGCAGCCGAGGGUCUGCUUGAUGAUGACGACCCUCUUCCAGAUAUAGGCGUAUCGCAUUAUAUAUCACACGCUGCAUCCGUUGAGAAUGUCGUUCAAGCAAUCGAGUAUAUCCGGACAAAAAUGUUCGACGAGCUCCCCGCUCGAGCUGGGAUGAAUAGCACGCGCAUUGCGGAGGUCCUCAACUUACGACGGUCACUGCCUCCGCUAGCGUCGGUAGCACAUGUGCAUAUGUUGAUCGAUUCGCCCACACAGGUGGAAAGGGAGAUCGUAGAGUUGGUUCAGGCCGGCCGAGUCCGGCGUCUGGUCGUUCCAGGCCGGGGCAAUGAUGCAGCCGGGCUAGGUGAUUGCCUGGUUCUUGCGGACGAGUGGGAAAAGUUGGUGCGUGAGAACUCAUCUCUCGAUACGGAUGUCAAGGGUAUGUGUUUCGGCCCGGGGGUUAUUGUCAAGGACAUGCAGCUGACUUCAUAUUUUCCAGAGAAAUUCCUCGACAUACUUAGCCGCAUCGGAACUAGUUCUGCGAUCUCACAGAGCGUAUUUAAACCGGAAGAGUAUAGGGCACUGAUGCGUGCAGGAUUCCUCGUAUCAUCCUCUUCAUUUACACAAGGGUCACUGAGUCUUGCGUCUCUUCCUAAAUUGCCCACCACGGCGAUUUCGUCGGCCAGUCGGAGCGAACCGGCUAGAUCUUCUGAUUCCAACCGAUCUGUGCAGACCGAUGCCCAAUCUCGCGCCGCGACGCUAUUUUUGUCGCUGCCAAAUACCGGGACAUAUCUUCGUUUGCUAGGCGCUGGUCGUGCUCACAUGCUGGCUCUUCUCCGACGGUCCAGCUGCAGCGAGGCCCCCAUGGGCUUAUUGAGAGACCGUUGGGAUGGAGCAGUGGAAACCGAAAAGAGCUUUCAUCUAGCCAAGAGGGCUCGCGGGGAAUUUGCGGGUAUUUUGCCAGGUAAAACGAAGAAAUGGAAAGAUCUUUAUGGCAUGCAGUUCGGCUGGGUGUUGGAGGAAACUGUGGGGGCCGGCCUCGUGGAAAUCUUUGAGACCGGCAGUGUAGGACCUGGAGUCCGCUGCAUCUAG